This is a messenger RNA of Gymnogyps californianus (California condor), 1212 nucleotides long. RefSeq names its product neuropeptide Y receptor Y2 (gene NPY2R). The transcript has a single exon. Gene Ontology annotation, biological process: G protein-coupled receptor signaling pathway. Gene Ontology annotation, molecular function: neuropeptide Y receptor activity. Gene Ontology annotation, cellular component: membrane. The record is from RefSeq and is a predicted model, not a curated record. NCBI's taxonomy places the organism in Eukaryota, Metazoa, Chordata, Aves, Accipitriformes, Cathartidae. Bases 1 to 1158 code for a protein of 385 amino acids.
AUGGGGCCCCUGGAAGCAGUAGGUGAAGAAAACCAGACAGAUGAAAUGAAAAAGGAGCUGUUCACCAAGAUGUACUUGCCGAGAUACACCACACCGCUCAAUGAAUUGGCUCUGGACCCUAAACCAGAACUGAAGGACAGCACAACGCUAGUUGAAGUGCAGAUAAUCCUCAUCUUUGCUUACUGCUCCAUCAUCCUGCUGGGGGUGAUCGGAAACUCCCUCGUGAUCCACGUGAUCAUCAAGUUCAAAAGCAUGCGCACAGUGACUAACUUCUUCAUUGCCAACCUGGCUGUGGCCGACCUGCUGGUGAAUACAUUGUGCCUGCCCUUCACUUUGGUUUACACGCUGUUGGGCGAAUGGAAACUGGGCCCGGUCUUGUGCCACCUGGUGCCUUAUGCCCAGGCUCUUGCUGUGCACGUGUCUACUGUUACUUUGACUGUGAUCGCUUUGGAUCGGCAUCGCUGCAUCGUCUAUCACUUGGAAAGCAAAAUCUCUAAGCGGAUCAGCUUCCUGAUUAUAGGAGUUGCCUGGGCAGUCAGUGCCCUGUUGGCAAGUCCUCUGGCCAUCUUCCGUGAGUACUCGCUGAUUGAGAUCAUUCCUGACUUCAAGAUUGUGGUCUGCUCUGAGAAGUGGCCAGGGGAGGGGCAGCUCAACUAUGGCACCAUCUACAGCAUCUCCAUGCUCCUGAUCCAGUACGUCCUGCCUCUGGCAGUCAUCUCCUAUGCCUACACCCGUAUUUGGACCAAGCUCAAGAACCAUGUUAGUCCUGGGGCGGGGAACGACCACUACCACCAUCGGCGGCAGAAAACCACCAAGAUGCUGGUGUGUGUGGUUGUGGUGUUCGCUGUCAGCUGGCUGCCAUUUCACACCUUCCAGCUAGUCAGUGACAUUGACAGUCAGGUGUUAGACCUGAAAGAGUACAAACUGAUCUACACAGUGUUUCACGUCAUUGCCAUGUGCUCAACGUUUGCUAACCCCCUUCUCUAUGGCUGGAUGAAUAACAACUACAGGACGGCCUUCCUCACGGCCUUCCAGUGCGAACAGCGGCUGGACUCCAUCCACCCUGAAGUAUCAGCAGCUUUCAAAGCCAGGAAGAAACUAGAAGCAAAGAGGAUUCAAUUCCCUGGAGACUCUUUCACACAACCUACCAAUGUCUAAGAUGUCUGACUUUAAAGAAGAAAUGAAUAUGUUGUGGACAAAGGGAUAAAUCCA